This is a messenger RNA of Hyaloperonospora brassicae, 1413 nucleotides long. The record is from the annotation of a GenBank genome assembly. Lineage: Eukaryota; Oomycota; Peronosporomycetes; Peronosporales; Peronosporaceae.
AUGGAGCGCGUCUACUCGGCGUUCUUCGCGUCCGAGCGACGCAACGACUCGCGCGAGCUCACGGCGGCGUCUCUUGCGUGUCACAACGAGACGCUGAAGCGCUCGGAUGGACCGCCGCAGCGUACGUGCGGUAGCGAAAGCGACCGACGACGUCGCGAAGAUAGCGACAAGAGACUGAGCGAAUCGAUUCCCGAAGCCAUGCGACACGCAGCCGCGCGACGCCAGGAGCUCUGCAACCUGACGACCGACUGGAAGCGCUACUUCAAGAACGAUCUGGAAGCGGCGUGUCAGGCCGCGGCACGAGCUUUUGUCUUGGCGUACGGCGCCAAAGCGUUUACGGCUGUGCUAUUGGCUUCGCGAAAGUGGAGCAGUCUCGAGUACGGCUACGCUGACGCGGCGAGGCUCUUGUUGCGACGCGAUACGCUGCGAUUUGGCGCUUUCUUUGGGACGUUAGUGGGGACGUUUCGCGUCACGGAACUUGCGGCGCGCGCGGCUCGAGGCGGACAGCGAGAUGCGAUCACUUUGGCCAUUGCUGGCUUCGUGUCUGGCUCGGCGUUGUUGCUGGAUUCACCAGCGAGGCGAACGACCGUUUCGCUGUACAUUUUCGUACGCAUGGUGGACGUCGUGUGUCGCCAUUUGACGUCCAGCGGCGUCUUGCCGACGUGGCGGUACUCCUCCGAGAUGCUCUUUGCCAUGAGCAAUGCGGCAAUUCUGUAUGCCUUCGUGGUAGAUCCGAGCUUGUUACCCGAGAACUAUUACCAAUGGAUUUGUCGGAUCGGCGCCGUCAAUCAUCAUGGCUUAGAAUACACUGUGCGCCAGCGUAUGCGUGGUGCACUAGACGCCCAUGGAAACGCGUUGUCGUUUCGUCCGUGCCAACCUCACUACCACAUGGAGUCCUGUGUGACGCACGCAAUCAAGGAAUGGAUCAACGGCUUGGGGAGGUCAUUGCAAAUCUACCUUCCGGUACAUUUUCUUCCGGCUAUGAUUUUUCGCUUUCAGCAGCUUCGAGGAGCUCCAGCGAGCACAACCGCCCGCAUCUCCUACGCAGCACUACGCUCCUCAGCGUUUCUUACGUCGUAUCAGACGGUGGCGAAGUUGGUGAUAUGCAUGGCUCGCAACGCGUUACGCCGAGACGAAGCUGCCGCGCCGCUGGCUGCUGGAAUUGCAACGGGUGGCGCUUUGUUCUUUGAACACACCAAGCGCCGCUUCGAACUCAUGCUGUACUGUUUGCCACGCGCAAUCGACAUUGUGUGGCAACUGCUGAAGCGCCGUGGCAUUGUGCGCUACGUGAAGCACAGUGAAGUAGUGCUGUUUUGCCUCUCGAUGUCGCUGAUCAUGUCAAGCCCGGCGCGUUAUUUUAAGCCGCCAUACCUUCAGAUUCUACGAUUUAUAUUCGGAGGCGACAUCAUUUGA